AUGUAUGCCGUCGAAGAUAGACAUCAUCCCGUCCCGCCUCCCCUCUCAAUGGAUCGCAUCUCUGCUCCGUCCUACCCGCCGGGUCCCAAUUCCAUGCGGCCUUCCGAUCACCUGUCCCCUAUCCAGAAUGAAUACGGCGGUCGCCUCUGGGCAUUAGAGGUGGUCCAGCAACCAAUCCGAGCUCGCAUGUGCGGAUUUGGUGACAAGGACCGGAGACCGAUCACUCCCCCGCCAUGCAUUCGUCUCAUUGUGCGUGAUCAGCUCACAAAUAAAGAAAUAGAUAUCAAUGAGAUCGAUACCUCUUUCUACGUGCUCACCGUCGACCUAUGGAAUGCUGACGGCACCAAUGAAGUCAACCUCGUCAAGCACUCCGCAACAUCCCCUUCCAUCUCUACCGCCAUGUCUUCCUCAUAUCCUCCUCCGCCCCAGAGCAUGUCUCCAACCUACACAGGCUACGGCCAAGGUCAAUACCCCGUCGCGGGGUAUCCCCAGAUGAACAACUACUACGGCAGUCAACAUAUGACCUACCCAAACCAAUACGGGCAGCCAGUCACCUACCCGCCACAACAAUAUUACGCCGGAGGCCAAGUCCCACCCGCCAUGUCGCCCGCCGCCACGCAACCCGCCGUCUCAGGCGGACCUGGUGGGAUGUUCACUCGCAACCUGAUCGGCAGUCUCAGCGCCAGCGCAUUCCGCCUGACAGACCCGGACAACAAAAUCGGCGUCUGGUUCAUCCUGCAAGAUCUGAGUGUUCGCACCGAAGGCACUUUCCGUUUGAAAAUGAGCUUCGUCGACGUAGGCACCCAGUCCGCUGAAUCAACCAACGGCGCCCCAGUCAUCAACCACGGAACAGCCCCCGUCCUUGCCUCAGUCUUCUCAGAGCCAUUCCAGGUCUUCUCUGCCAAGAAAUUUCCCGGUGUCAUCGAAAGCACCCAACUCAGCAAAUGCUUCGCGUUGCAGGGCAUCAAGAUUCCCAUCCGAAAAGACGGGAUGAAGCCCCGCGGCCGAGGCGGAGACAACGACGAUGAGGAUGAAGGCGACUACUGA
This is a messenger RNA of Penicillium soppii, 1047 nucleotides long. RefSeq names its product velvet factor family protein. The transcript has 4 exons. The record is from RefSeq and is a predicted model, not a curated record. Lineage: Eukaryota; Fungi; Ascomycota; Eurotiomycetes; Eurotiales; Aspergillaceae. Bases 1 to 1047 code for a protein of 348 amino acids.